CUUAUUUUAGUAUUAUAAUAUUCAUAUUUACAUAAAAGAAUCCAUUAUAUAUAUUUACAAAAUUAUAUAAAUUAUAGUUAAAAUGGCGGCAAAUACGUUAACUUGCCCCAAUAUUUGUCCAAAUGUUGAUAGAGUUGUCGAAAAUACUCCGGAGUAUCUGGUAGGGGGAAUGUCUAGUGGAUCAGAAAAUCCUUUUGCUUCCCCUUAUGUCCCUGGUUUGAUACAACCACCCGAGAAGAAAAUCUAUCCUCCUGGAGCACCGCCGCGAUAUCUUCCACAACCAACGGACAGUACAAGCGGCGAUAUACUGGGCAUGGGACCUGUAGGACCCUGGGCAUCUGGACACUUAGACUGGACACCGCAAGCUGGAACAACUGGUGUCAGACCUGUUGUAGACAAAUAUUCUAUCACUAGGUACUCUACAGGCGAAUGGAGAAAGUACAAUGAAUUUAUUUUAACUCCAAGAGCCACAGAUAAGGCUAAAGCAACAGAUGUUAACACCCGAAAAGAUGUCGCAAAUGCUUUCAUGAAACUGGAUAACAAGCAGGCUGAUACAAAUAAACAGUUAGAAAAACGUUUGAAAGAUCUUUCUUAUUGGAAAAAUCAAGUAGAAGAUACUCUUAAAGCUAUCACUGAAGAGAUUCAUAUUUUGGAUGAAGAUCGAACGCGGCUUAAAGGAGCAUGUAGGAUUCUAAAUAUGCCUGAGGCUAUAUCUAGAGAAUGUUUAGAACUCCGAACUAAUAGAUAUGAACCAGAUUUAGUUAGAGAUGAUGCUGAACAAGAACUAAUAAAGGAGGUGGCAAUAGUUGGGGAAAUACGAAGAGUUUUUAAUAACACCCUCGCGAAAGUUGAAGAACAAAUGGCUAUGAAUAAAGCUGCCAAAACUAGUAUCGAGUUUGACUGGAGUGAUAAAAUGGUUAGCCUGAAAGGGGAUCGACAAAACUUAAACUUAACACCAGAAUCAAAUUUAUUACUGUACCACCCUGGAGUAGCUAGAUGGCCAGAAAAUGCUACAACUUUAGAAUAUUGGGAACACUUCUGCAGUGAGAGUAUACAAAACUGUGAUGUGAUUAGAAAAAUGUCAGAAAACCUACGUAGAGAUUUAUCGACAAUUAUUACAAAUGGUAGUCAAGAUAUGAAACUACAAGCAGAAAGAACGAACUAUGCUUUGGCAGAAACUGUAUCAGCAACGGAAGAAUUGUGUAAAAAAUUGGAAGAAAACUUAAAGGAUAAUUUACAAAAGAUAGCUGAUAUUGAAAACUUAAUUGAUUAUCUCAAAGAUAGUUUAAGAAAAGUUGACGAGAGAGCAAAGUUGGCAAUGACAAGACUACACGUCCGAAAUUAUGACAGACCGAAUGUAGAAAAUUGCAGAGAUGAAGCACAAUACGCUUUGAUAGCUGAAGCAAAGUUUAUUAAAGAAACUAGCGAGUCAUUGUGUGAGAAAAUAAGAGAAGCAGAAACUGUUAGGUCUGAACUAUUGAAAUAUCGAGGGGAUUUGGAGAAAGAAAUAGCUUGUAAACGAAAAAGUCUCAAUAUAGAUCAAGACAGAUUAGCUAGGGUUCGCGCGCAUAUGCCUACUCCCGAAGAAUUUGCAGCAGGAUAAAUAAGAUAGAUACAACAUUUAAGAUUUUAGAUAAAUAUGACGUGUAAAUUUCUGUCUAUGAAUAAAAUUCAGGGUAAUGAAAUUCAUCAUACAAAGUCCCCAAUUUGAAAAGUAAUAUCCUAAUAUAAUACAUUCUAAGAUUGUGAGGAUGGAUGGAUGAUGUAUAUUUAUUACUUGUACACGCGAAAACUCUAGGAUUCCAAUGAAAUUUAUAUUUAUUUUCAAGCUAAGAUCUUGUGUUAUGGGCAGUAGGAACAGUUUCCUAGUGAUAUUAAAACUGAAAUACAUUUUCUUUUACAUACAUAGAAAACACACAGAUCAACAUAAACAAUCAUACUUAUGAAUACAAAAAUUUGCAUCGUGUGCGAGGAUUCGUACCCGGAACCAUCGUCAAUACGGUGGGGUGCUAAACUUCUAGACCACCGAGGCCGUCGUCUAUCUAUUGAGCCUUUCUGAAAUUAUUAG
This is a messenger RNA of Achroia grisella, 2068 nucleotides long. It is a transcript of the gene Tektin-A, whose product is annotated as tektin-4-like. Gene Ontology annotation, cellular component: nucleus; microtubule cytoskeleton. Lineage: Eukaryota; Metazoa; Arthropoda; Insecta; Lepidoptera; Pyralidae. Gene Ontology annotation, biological process: cilium movement involved in cell motility; cilium assembly. The transcript has a single exon. The coding region runs from base 83 to 1603 and encodes 506 amino acids. The record is from RefSeq and is a predicted model, not a curated record.